AUGGUUGCGCCAGCUGUUCCUGAGAUUCAUGAGGAGGAGGAUAUCUUCGUUGCAGUCGAUGCGCGAACAGAGUCGCUGCAAAGCUUGCGGGAAUUGGGCCCCCCGGACCUGGUAUAUUUGGUGAAACAACCCAAGGCCAAUUCAACCCGUCAGACCGGUGUGUACCACCAUGUUACCGGAAUCGAUGCCUCCUCAUCCGCCAGCCUAGCCGCAUACGUUAACACCCUCACUUUCUCUCCCCUCGAUAAGACACACAAAGUGGUAUCAGGAAUCUACUGCUGCUAUAAUGCUUUCUCCCACCUGGACAUGCGAGUUGAAGUCAAGAUCCCCGGAAGCUUGGAAAGCUACUGCAUUGACGAGCGCGGUGACAAACGCGUGGCAACCGAGGCGCUCUGGCUGGAAACUUUCUUGUGCGCCGUCUUAAGAGCCUACUUGUACGCCGAUGAUGGAAGCGGAGAUUCAAUCAAGAAGAUCGUCGGAGUCCGACGCUUCAACCCGGUCACCAACACAGAAAUGGAGCACAAGUUCUUGGAUGCUGCGGAGAAGCUCUUCUUCCUCGGACGCCAGCUCAGCUCAGACCCGGAAACACAAGUCCCCAACACCGUUAGCAACCACCUGACAUCAGGUAUCCUGAAAUACAUCUACACAACCGGCCGUUAUACUUCUGGUAUCAACUUGUUCGAAAAACUGCGCACACGCGAUGUGGAAGUAUCCUCCCUGCUGGCUCGGGUACAAUUGAUGGCCGAUGAGGAGGUACAGGCGGUGCGAUUGCUGUAUGAUGCCUUGCAGGAUGUUCCAAUGGACUACGCUCUGCUUGAUUGCCAAGCGGCCUUCUGUAAGGACAAGGGCGAGGGCGAGAUGGCACUUGAGUGUGCCAAACGGGCCGUGACCGCAGCUCCUAGCGAGUUCAGUACCUGGGCUCGGUUGGCGGAGGUAUAUGUUGGCAUGGAGCAAUGGGACCUUGCGCUUCUGACCCUCAACUCCUGCCCCAUGUUCACAUACCAGGACAAGGAUACCCCGCGCAUGCCGCAACCCUCUCGCAUCAUGCUUCCUAUCCUCUCGGAAAGCAUACUCGAUGAAAUCGAUGAGGGUCAGCCUAAGCAGGGAGACCCUCACGACUAUGUUCACCCUUCUUUACGAAAGCUGCACGCCGCCAGCUACCAAGGCACAUUUUUGAAAGCUUACAACUUGCUAGCAAAGAUUGCUGGAGCCAUCGGCUGGGACCAGCUUCUGAAGGUCCGUAGCGAGGUUUUUGUCAUGGAAGAGGAGUACCGCGUCGAGCGCCAGCAUGUUCCUAAGCCCGCGCAGUCGCUCGGGGCGGAAAUCAAUGGAGAUGGAGUCGAGGACGAAGAUGAAGACGAAGACGAGGAAGACACCGGCUCUGUCACAGGCCCCGCGCCCGCAGCGGCCUCCGAGCCUGCUGCCAACGGUGCCGGUGACGAAGCUAAUGCAGAGAACUCCAUCGAGCGCCCUGAGCAAACAAUGGCCUCCGAAGUUGUGAAAUCGGGUAGCGAUGUCCCCGACCCGAACCAUACUGCAUACACGCAGUUCCGGAAUAAGCGCCUGUGUGAGCGCUGGCUGGACAACCUUUUCAUGGUACUCUACGAGGACCUCCGUAUCUACACGAUUUGGCGCACUGAAAUGGCCCAGUUCCGCCAGCAAGCCAUGGAAUACAAGAAGUCUGCCAGUGAGUGGGAGAUUCUCGGCGAGCUCGCAGAGCGUUUGGGUCACUUCGACGAGGGUAUCGAAGCAUAUCAGAAUUGCUUGUCAAUUCGCUUCUCACCCAAGGCUAUGCGCGGAGUUUUGAAGCUGUAUGAGAAGAGGAACGACACACGAGGUAUGCUGGGCGCAUUGAUUCGUCUGAUCGCAUGGCAGUAUCGCUGGUACUCCGAGUUCUCUCCCGAACUCUUGUACCUGGUGCGCAAGCUGAUCGAGGACGAGGGUGCUGUCAAGGUGCGGAGUAUCGUCCAGGCGACCAACCUGCCCCAAGCUGUUCUGGAUCUCACACAUCAAUACUGCCAACUCUGUGCUACCUUCCGCAGCAGCGGCAGUGAUACUUGA
Penicillium atrosanguineum is the source of this 2061-nucleotide messenger RNA. Its product is annotated as ChAPs family protein. The record is from RefSeq and is a predicted model, not a curated record. Gene Ontology annotation, cellular component: exomer complex. The transcript is spliced from 7 exons. Gene Ontology annotation, molecular function: protein binding. Lineage: Eukaryota; Fungi; Ascomycota; Eurotiomycetes; Eurotiales; Aspergillaceae. Gene Ontology annotation, biological process: Golgi to plasma membrane transport. The coding region runs from base 1 to 2061 and encodes 686 amino acids.